This is a messenger RNA of Populus nigra (black poplar), 4019 nucleotides long. RefSeq names its product ATPase family AAA domain-containing protein At1g05910-like. The record is from RefSeq and is a predicted model, not a curated record. Gene Ontology annotation, biological process: positive regulation of transcription by RNA polymerase II. NCBI's taxonomy places the organism in Eukaryota, Viridiplantae, Streptophyta, Magnoliopsida, Malpighiales, Salicaceae. Gene Ontology annotation, molecular function: ATP hydrolysis activity; chromatin binding; histone binding. The coding region runs from base 239 to 3886 and encodes 1215 amino acids. The transcript is spliced from 12 exons. Gene Ontology annotation, cellular component: nucleus.
CUCUCUUUAGGUUUUUAUAAAAUCCGAGAAACCCCCCCUCUCUCUGAGAAACGCCAUGACCCUGGGGUUUUAUCUCUCUCUCUCUAGACAGAUCUCUCUGAUCAGUGGAGUGAAUUUCCUGUUGAUUCUGCUGGAAGCUUGAAGUUGAAAGUGAGAGAAGGAGAACAAUGUGUAGCAAUGUGUUUUUAAUUUUAUGGGAGAGCAUAGACAGCGGAGAUAGAUUUUUGUUUCGUUGCAUAUGUAUACAAAACGUUCUGGUCAAGGAGAUGGCCCAGUUGCAAGGCCUGUGCGGACUAGUGAUAGGCUUAGGAGAAGACCAAAAGUGUUUAGCCGGACAUACUUGUAUUAUACCCCAAGCAUUAUCCGGCCUAGGAAAGGAAAAACGAAGACGAGGACUGCAGCUUCUCGGAUUGCCAAGAUGUUGGGUAACCGGGCAGUGCGGGCUGCAAAUGCUAAUUCAGUUCCAACCAAUCUUCGACGCUCAACAAGAAAGAGGAGGCUUUCUGCUCAUCUUGAAGAUUACACGGAUAGUUCUGGAUCAGAGGAUGAAGACUUGAUGAGACCUGCAUUUCGACCUUUGAGGAAUCGGAUUCAUAAUAGUGCGAGUCAAGAUGAGUUAUCAUCUUCCAAGCAUAAAAAAAUUGUGGAGACUAAAUCAACACCUCGACGUGAAGGAUUGCGGCCCCGUCGUUCAAGAACAAUCAAAACAGAGCCAUUGGGUUUAGACUCUGGGGAUGAGCAAGAUACUUCUGAGGAGAAGGCUGUCGAAGAUGAGACUGAAAAUGGGAACGAUAUUGAUGAUAAUGAUGCAGAUGAUGGUCAGAAUGAUGAUGAGGGUGAUGGAGAGGGUGAGGACGAAGGCGAGGAAGAUGGUGAUGACGAUGAAGGUGAAGAGGAGGAGGAGGAGGAGGAGGAGGAGGAGGAGGAGGAGGAACAGGAUGGAAGGAGGAGAUAUGAUCUCCGAAAUCGCGCAGAAGUCCGUAGGCUCUCUAUGGAGGAAGGUAAGCAAAGACCACGAUCUCCUCGAAGGGUAUUGCAUCAAGGAAUGGGAACAAAGAUCAAUAGGGAUGUAAGGAAGGGGGGAUCAAGGGUUCACAAGCGUCAUCGUCUAACAAGAGCAGAAGAUUCUGAUGAUUCCCUUCUUGUGGAUGAGCUAGACCAAGGUCCUGCUAUUCCUUGGGCUCGAGGUGGGAGCAGAUCUGGACCACCUUGGCUCUUAGGGGGACUAGAGAUGCAUGGGACGACAGCAUGGGGACUGAAUGUUGCUGCAUCUGGUUGGGGCCAUCAAGGUGAUGCCUUAGCAAGCUUGACUUCUGGUGUGCAAACUGCUGGCCCUAGCUCUAAGGGAGGGGCAGAUAUCCAACCUUUACAGGUUGAUGAGAGUGUAAGUUUUGAUGACAUAGGUGGGCUUUCAGGAUAUAUUGAUGCUCUGAAGGAGAUGGUUUUCUUUCCCUUGUUAUAUCCAGAUUUCUUUGCCAGUUAUCACAUUACCCCGCCAAGAGGGGUUUUGUUAUGCGGUCCUCCUGGUACUGGGAAAACUUUAAUUGCCAGGGCAUUAGCAUGUGCUGCUUCAAAAGCUGGCCAGAAGGUUAGCUUUUACAUGCGCAAGGGUGCUGAUGUGCUCAGCAAAUGGGUUGGUGAGGCUGAAAGGCAAUUGAAACUUCUUUUUGAGGAGGCGCAAAGGAACCAGCCUUCCAUCAUCUUCUUUGAUGAAAUAGAUGGACUUGCUCCUGUUAGAUCUAGCAAACAAGAGCAGAUUCACAAUUCUAUUGUUUCUACUCUGCUUGCAUUGAUGGAUGGUCUGGAUUCUCGUGGACAAGUUGUUUUGAUUGGAGCAACCAACAGAGUUGAUGCCAUUGAUGGAGCCUUGCGUCGCCCUGGUCGGUUUGAUCGAGAAUUUAACUUUCCUUUGCCUGGUUGUGAGGCCCGUGCUGAAAUUUUAGACAUUCACACCCGCAAGUGGAAGCAUCCUCCUUCAAAGGAGCUAAAGUCAGAACUGGCAGCUAGUUGUGUCGGCUAUUGUGGUGCUGAUUUAAAGGCAUUAUGCACUGAAGCUGCCAUCCGUGCUUUCCGUGAAAAAUACCCUCAAGUUUACACAAGUGAUGAUAAGUUUGUGAUAGAUGUUGAUUCUGUAAAGGUUGAAAAGUAUCAUUUUGUUGAAGCCAUGUCCACAAUUACCCCUGCAGCUCAUAGAGGUGCUGUUGUGCACUCUAGGCCAUUGUCUUUAGUAGUCGCACCAUGUCUGCAAAGUCAUCUCCAUAAAGCCAUGAAUUGCCUAUUCGAUAUAUUUCCACCUCUUGCAGUGUCAUCUGAGUUUAUCAAGCUUUCUAUGCUUUCCUAUGGAUCUGCAAUUCCUCUUGUGUAUAGGCCACGGCUUCUGCUUUGUGGUUGUGAAGGUUCUGGUCUGGAUCAUCUUGGGCCUGCAGUGUUACAUGAACUGGAGAAAUUUCCUGUUCAUUCUCUUGGACUUCCAUCUCUGCUUUCAGAUCCCAGUGCAAAGACAGCAGAGGAAGCAUUGGUGCACAUAUUUGGUGAAGCACGGAGAGCAACGCCAUCUAUCCUUUACAUACCUCAUUUUGAUCUUUGGUGGGAUAACGCGCAUGAACAGCUCAGGGCUGUUCUUCUCACUUUAUUAGAAGAAUUGCCGUCAGACUUACCCAUUCUAUUACUUGGAAGCUCUUCAUCUCCACUUGCUGAAAUUGAUGGUGCAUCCUUGGUAUUUCCCCAUCGUUCAGCCUAUCAAGUGGGGAAACCAUCAACUGAAGACAGAUCUUUGUUCUUUGACCAUUUAAUUGAGGCUGCCUUAUCAGUUGUGGUGGAGGACGUGACCAAGAAAUCACAAGGAUCUGCCCCCCUUCCUGAACUUCCCAAGGCACAAAAAGUGGCAAGUGGCCCGAAGGCCUCAGAGUUAAAAGCCAAGAUAGAGGCUGAGCAGCAUGCUCUACGCCGAAUGCGCAUGUGCCUCAGAGAUAUUUGCAACCGGAUGUUGUAUGACAAACGAUUUAGUGCCUUCCAUUAUCCUGUCACUGAUGAGGAUGCUCCAAACUAUCGCUCUAUAAUCCAGAACCCUAUGGACAUGGCUACCAUCCUGCAGCGCGUUGACUCUGGUCAAUAUAUCACAUGCUCAGGAUUCCUGCAAGACAUUGAUCUCAUUGUGACCAAUGCAAAGGUGUACAAUGGAGAUGAUUACAAUGGAGCUAGGAUUGUCAGUAGAGGUUAUGAGCUUCGGGAUGCAGUGCAUGGAAUGUUGUCACAGAUGGACCCUGCGCUUGUCACUUACUGUGACAAGAUUGCUGCUCAAGGGGGUCCUGUACAAAUAGCAGAUGAUUUAGGGGGAUCUAUUUUCCCUUCAACCCCAGUUGUGCAGCUUGGAACAGUUACUAGAACAAGUGCCAGGCUACGCAAUGUCCAGCCUGAUGUUAAUCUGGAUCAAAGCUACGAGGCCUUGAAAAGGCAGAAGAAAAAUGCUGAUGCUACUCAUGCUGCUUCAACAGCAGAAGAUAAAUCACGGCAUCAGGGUUCAGUGCAGGCAAAGCCGCCAGAGGAAGCCGGGGCAGAUGAUAUGAAUCCUGACAGACCUGAGUCCUCUUCAGCUGAUGACAGUCGACAUGAAACUUCAGGAGGAGAAGCUUGUGGUCAUAAUGAAGGGAGUGGAUCCCAAGAUGUUACAAUGUCAGAAGCCGAAGUCUCAAGCCACGUGGAUUACGUCAAGCGGCUUUUCGUGGAGCGCACAGAAAAUUAUGGCAUUUCACUGCUUGAAAGGCUCUACACUCGUAUAAUGAAGGGAAUCUUCGAAGCCAAGGACAAAGGAGUCGAAGAUGAUGGCCCCAGAUACUCAAUUUUGAGGUUUUUGGUGAAAUUUGCAGAGAACACUGCAAACUUCUAAACUCAAUACCUUUUCCCCUUAAAACCAGAGGAUAAAAGAAAAAUGAAAAAUGAACCCAAAAAAAAAAGAAAUCUUGCAGGUAGCUGAUGUAAAGUCGGGAUUUUCUUUUCAAUGCAAAAAAAUUAGAGUGAAA